AUGCAUCAGCUCCGCCGAGUCAGUGCGCGCGUGCGGAUAUUGCGCGCCGCUCGAGCGUCACCCCGUCUUGCCGAGCCUCUCUUCACCACUCCAUACUCUAUCUGCACACCUUCGAGGAUUCUGGGAUCCUCACGCUUCUUUCAUGAAGAGAAAGCCGAACUUGACGUAUUGGAGUCUCCUUCAACCCUCCCGGUCACCACACCUGUCGAGACGACGGAGAGCGUGGAGGCAAACGUCAGUACAAACUCAAUCUCCGACCUACAUGACCUCAUCGUGAGUUCGGCCACGACGUACCAUACGGCGCUUAAGGCGUUUAACGAGCUGCGAUCCCGCGGUCAGAAGCUCAACGAAGCGCGAUAUUUGUCGCUGAUGUACAAAGCGUUGCGCGAGGGCCGCUACGAGCGCGUGUGGGAUGGCUAUGAGGAGUUCUCAGAGGACGAAAAGCAGAAGAAGGUGUGGACAAGAAUUCCCAGGGCCCGCACGACGUGGCCUACUCUUACUAAUGCGAGAAUGCAGAUGCACCGCUUCGUGCUCUGGGCCAUGCUGGACGCGGACCGCAAACAGGCCACGACGCCCUUCUACCAGAGCGAAGUGGUCGGCAAGCACAAUCUGUUGAGAAUCCAUGAGUCAGACCCGUUCAACUUCUUGUUGCGAAUGGAAUGUACGGUCAAAGUCACGGACGAACAGGAACACGGACUGCGACUUCGAGUAGAGACACUACUCAACACUAUGGAGCAGCUAGAGUUGCACUCAAGUUACUCGUCUACCCACGCGCUCGUUAGAUUAAUUUUUCAUCGCCCGGAAAUCUUCUUUAAGUCUUCAGCUAACGAAGAAGAAGAUACUGAAAAGGAUCCUGAGGCUGGUGUCCACACGCGAUAUACUGCUGAAAUGAUGGGGAGAAUGAUUAUUGGAUACAUGGGGCGAUUCCCGUGUGCGUUCGCACUGGAUCCAAAGCGGCUCUCGAUUGCGGUUAGUGCUGCUGCAGCCGCAGGUCAACAUGAUGCGGCCAAAUUGCUGCUUCAGUACGGAUCAACUCAGCGCGUGCCGAUUGAUGCUGGCUCGUUCGCACACGCUGUGGAGAGUGCUCCAGACGACGCUAGUCGACUGAAGGUCGCCGAUUUAUACAUGCACGCAAAGGAACACGGGCUCGUAUACAUAACGCAGGGAACAGACAGCAGUAUCGUCAAUUAUCUGCUGCAGCACGCCGUAUUGGAUGGCAACUUUAAGCACAUGAUGGAGCUUUUGCACGAGAUGCAGCUAUACAGCAACAAGGCCAGCAACCAAACAGUCCGUGACCUCUUCAAAAGUAUUGCACAGUACCGAGCAGAAAUCCAUCGAGAAGGCGACCAAAGUGAAGCUGGUAGGAGGAAACUCACCGAAUGUCCAACGAUUAUGGAGCUGUUCGAAAAGUUCCCGAACGUGAUUCCACGAACCGUACAUUCGUUCUCGCAAGGAAUUCUGCAGAGUUUGUAUGCCGGAGACCUGGCGGUGGCGCUUGAGAUCAUGCGUGCAGCUCUGUGGAAUAAGAAUGUGAAGCUGCGGCCGGAAAUCUACUCUCAGCUGCUGUAUCCUCUGCUUGCAGGUGGACAGCGAGGCGGAGACGAAUCCAGCGAUGCCAGUGUGUUUGACCGCUUAGAAGUCGAGCGGUGUUUUGAUCGCCAGCAUCCAAGUCAGCGCACGCACUUGAACUCACUAAUUGUGAAUAUCUGUCAGUCCAACGACGACUUUUCGACCAUGCUGGUGUGUUUGGACCGCUGGCAGGCACAAGGCCACGCGCCAAUGAGCCGACGAGUGAUGAAGCGCGUGUUUGAGGUGAUCUGGAAGCAAAUCCAGCAGCUUCAGAAGGAACGGGGCGUGAAUUUGCCUGGCACUGCGUUCAUCGUAGACGGGAUGGAACUAUCGUAUUGGGCCUUCCUCGAGCGCUACAGUAGAAUUGUGACUUGGGACGCGUGGACAAUAGAGUAUGCGAUCGUCCGUGCCCGCACAUGUGGUCUGCACGCUGACGUGGUUGCUCUAUUCGCAGAAGCUGAUUCACGCGGUCUGGUACUCAAUAGCACUGCAUUCACCAUAUCACUCUGCGUUCUAGAAGAGGUCGGUGAGCCCUCGGCAGUCGUGGCUUGCGCCGAGCGGAUGAAGGCGACUGAUGCGUGGGAAAAGGCCGUGAAGAAGGACUCGGAAGUGCUGGAGAUCUUAAGUCGAGCUUCGGCUAAGUUAGAGGAGCCCACAGUUCCAGGAGCUAUAGACCACUCCCACCAAUAG
This is a messenger RNA of Phytophthora nicotianae INRA-310, 2259 nucleotides long. RefSeq lists its product as hypothetical. The transcript has a single exon. The record is from RefSeq and is a predicted model, not a curated record. Lineage: Eukaryota; Oomycota; Peronosporomycetes; Peronosporales; Peronosporaceae. The coding region runs from base 1 to 2259 and encodes 752 amino acids.